This is a messenger RNA of Drosophila mojavensis, 6937 nucleotides long. Its product is annotated as glutamate synthase [NADH], amyloplastic. Bases 373 to 6729 code for a protein of 2118 amino acids. NCBI's taxonomy places the organism in Eukaryota, Metazoa, Arthropoda, Insecta, Diptera, Drosophilidae. The transcript is spliced from 15 exons. The record is from RefSeq and is a predicted model, not a curated record. Gene Ontology annotation, biological process: ammonia assimilation cycle. Gene Ontology annotation, molecular function: iron ion binding; FMN binding; glutamate synthase (NADH) activity.
UCUCUUUCGGUCUUUUGAAGGAAUCAGUCGCAUUCUGAAUCCAUCGGACGUUGAUAUAAUAAAAGUAAAUCGAAGUGAUAAAAUCAAACGUACAUAUGUACUGAAAAAGUUCUUCAUUUUGUGCUGAAUGUGAAAACAGUUAAACGGCAAUCAACGAAAAAGAGUGUGACGGAAAACAAAUACAAUCACGUUUUCUGUGCCAAAUUAACUGUUAUAACCAAGUGCAACUGAAAACUAAAAACAAAAGUGAAAAGUGAAAAGCAAAAGAAAAACAAUAAAGCAAAAGUCAGAUAAAAUAAUUUGCAUAUUAUUUUUCGAAGAGCAACGCAAAGCGAAGAACAGUUUAAGCAAGUGCAACGGUAACAACGUAUAAUGGCACCAAUAACCACUGACAAUUACGAAUUCGAAUGUGCAACAAGUGUUGAAAGCGGCAACAAUACCGAUAACUUUGAAAACGAUAUUAAUAUCGAUAACGAAUGUUUUGUGAGCAGUGCAUCGAAUGAUUCGAAUUUGAGUCAAGUUCAGGCUGAAGAACAUGUUGCAAAGCAGCAGGAGCAGCAGCCGAAGCAGAUGCCAUGGGAGGCACCUGGCAAACAGGGACUCUACGAUCCCCAGAACGAGCAUGAGGCAUGCGGCGUGGGAUUCAUUGUGGCCAUCGAUGGCAAACGUUCUCACAAGAUUCUUCGUGAUGCCCAGACCUUGUCAGAACGGAUGAAUCAUCGCGGCGCCUGCGCCUGUGACAACGACACCGGCGAUGGCGCUGGUGUAUUGGCUUCCAUUCCUCACGGGCUCUAUGCCAAGGCUCUUGCUGAAAAGGGCGUAAACUUGCCCGAGUUGGGCAACUAUGCCACGGGCAUCUUCUACUUGGACGAGGCCCAGGCUGCCUCCGCGGAAGCUGAGUUCAACGAACUGGCCGAGAGUCUGGGUUUGUCGGUGCUCGCCUGGCGCACCGUGCCAACCAAUCAGCAGGCCAUUGGCGUUGUUGCACGGAAGUCGGAGCCGUUGUCGCGUCAGGUGUUUGUCGCUCGUCCUGAAGGCUUGGACGAGAAGUCCUUCCAGCGUCAGGUGUUUGUGCUGCGCAAGCGGGCUAGCCAUGAGCUGGCCAAACAGGGCAGGCGCUUCUACAUCUGUUCCUUGUCGGAUCGCACUGUGGUCUACAAGGGUCUCUUCACCUCGGAUCAGUUGUGGGACUACUAUACGGACCUGCAGGAUCCCGAAUUUGAGACCUAUAUGGCCCUGGUGCACACGCGCUUCUCCACCAACACUUUCCCCAGCUGGGAGCGAGCUCAUCCGCUGCGCGUCCUGGCCCAUAACGGUGAGAUUAAUACGCUGCGUGGCAAUGUGAAUCUGAUGAAGGCUCGCGAGGGUGUCAUGCAGUCGGAGCUGUUUGGCGAUCAGCUGAAGAAGCUUUAUCCCGUGGUGGAGCCCAAUCUAUCCGAUUCGGGCUCGUUUGAUUGUGUCCUGGAGUUCAUAACAAUGGCGAGUGAUCGUUCACUGCCCGAGUCGGUGAUGACCAUGGUGCCGGAGGCUUGGCAGAACGAUCGCACGAUGCCCCAGGAGAAGCGCGACUUCUAUCAAUGGGCUGCCUGUGUGAUGGAGCCGUGGGAUGGCCCGGCUUUGAUCAGCUUCACCGACGGUCGUUACAUUGGCGCCGUUCUGGAUCGUAAUGGACUGCGUCCAUCUCGCUUCUAUGUGACUAAGGAGAAUGUGCUGGUCAUGGCCAGCGAGGUGGGCGUCUAUGAUGUCGAUCCGUCGCAGGUGACGCUCAAGAGUCGCCUCAAGCCAGGUCGCAUGUUGCUGGUGGACACCAAGGAGCAGAAGCUUAUCCAGGACAUUGAACUGAAGUCGCGCAUUGCGAAGUCGCGUCCCCACUCCGAGUGGCUGCAGCAGAAGAUGAUCACGCUGGAUGAGAUUCGUAAUGCGAACGUGCUGAACACGCCCAUCGAGGAGCCACCGAAGCCGCCAGCAUCGCAGCGCGGUAUUUUCGAUCCGCGACUCUCGCUCUUUGGCUACACCACGGAGACGGUCAACAUGCUCCUGAUACCCAUGUUCAAGAACAAAAAAGAGGCACUUGGAUCGAUGGGCAACGAUGCACCGCUAGCUUGCUUGUCCGGCUUUCAGCCCAUUCCGUAUGAGUACUUUAAGCAGCUCUUCGCACAGGUGACCAAUCCACCAAUCGAUCCAUUCCGCGAGAAGGUGGUCAUGUCCAUGCAAUGUCCCGUUGGGCCAGAGGCGAAUUUGCUGCAGCCAUCGGCACAGCAGGUCCACCGCAUUUGGCUGCCAAAUCCCAUAUUGAGCAUUCCAGAUACCCAGCUGCUUAAGCGCAACACGCACCGUGGGUGGAAGACCAAGGUCCUGGACAUUACAUUCCAGUAUAGCGAGGGCACUCGGGGCUACAUGGAGUGCAUCGAGCGCAUCUGUCGGGAGGGUGCCAGUGCUGCUCAGGCGGGCUAUCAGCUGAUCGUUAUAUCCGAUCGCGAGGCUGGCUCAAACGAACGUGUCGCAGUUUCAGCUCUGCUCGCGCUGGGUGCACUGCAUCAUCAUCUGAUCGAGACAUUGCAACGCAUGAAGGUGGGCAUUAUUGUGGAGACGGCCGAGGCACGCGAGGUGCACCACGUGUGCGUCCUGCUCGGCUAUGGCGCCGACGCUAUCUGCCCCUAUUUGGCCUUCGAACUGGCCCAGGCGCUACGGGAUGAUGGCGUCAUCAGUGCAGAUGUCACCGACAAGCAGAUCUACGCCGCCUACGCUCAGGCAAUCGAUACUGGUAUUGCUAAGGUAAUGGCCAAGAUGGGCAUCAGCACCCUGCAGUCCUACAAGAGCGCCCAGAUCUUCGAGGCAGUGGGCUUGGGCAACGAGCUGAUUGAUAAGUGUUUCCGCGGCACUCAAAGCCGUAUUGGUGGCGUGACCCUCGAGAUACUGGCCAAAGAGGGUCUAGAGCGCUUCCAGUUGACCUAUGGCAAGGUAUCGCCCGACACACACAUUCUUCGCAAUCCCGGACAAUACCAUUGGCGUCAUGGCGGCGAGGCACACAUCAACGAACCCUCCUCCAUUGGCAGCCUGCAAGAGGCGGCUGUCAGCAAUAAUAAGAACGCCUUCGAGGCCUUCAAGAAGACCACCCUGGAGAGUGUGAAGAACUGUGCGCUGCGUGGUCAGCUGGAAUUUGUGACCGACCGUGAAAAGAUUGACAUAUCCGAAGUGGAGCCGGCCAGCGAGAUUGUGAAACGUUUCGCCACUGGCGCCAUGAGCUUCGGCAGCAUCUCGUUGGAGGCGCAUCAAACGCUCUCCAUAACCAUGAAUCGCAUCGGAGGCAAGAGCAACACCGGCGAAGGUGGCGAAGACUCCGAUCGCUAUCUGAAUCAAGAUCCUAACAAUAGCCGCCGUUCGGCUAUCAAGCAGGUGGCUUCUGGUCGUUUUGGUGUAACCGCCUCGUACCUGGCCAAUGCGGAUGAUCUGCAGAUCAAGAUGGCUCAGGGUGCCAAGCCGGGUGAAGGCGGUGAGCUGCCCGGCUACAAGGUGACCAAGGACAUUGCCAAGACACGAAAAUCAGUGCCUGGCGUGGGUUUAAUAUCGCCACCACCACAUCACGAUAUCUAUUCCAUUGAGGAUCUGGCCGAGCUGAUCUACGAUCUCAAGUGCUCCAAUCCCAAUGCGCGCAUCAGCGUCAAAUUGGUGUCUGAGGUGGGCGUGGGUGUGGUUGCCUCUGGCGUGGCCAAGGGCAAAGCGGAACAUAUUGUCAUUUCUGGCCAUGAUGGCGGCACCGGUGCCAGCUCCUGGACGGGCAUUAAGAAUGCUGGCCUGCCCUGGGAGCUUGGAAUUGCAGAGACGCACCAAGUACUUGUUUUGAAUAAUCUACGAUCAAGGGUCGUCGUUCAGGCUGAUGGUCAGCUGCGCACGGGCUUCGAUGUGGUUGUUGCUGCUCUGCUUGGCGCCGAUGAGUUUGGCUUCAGCACAGCUCCCUUGAUUGUUAUGGGCUGUACCAUGAUGCGCAAGUGUCAUUUGAAUACCUGUCCCGUGGGCAUUGCCACACAGGAUCCGGUGCUGCGCAAGAAAUUCACCGGCAAACCGGAGCAUGUCAUUAAUUUCUUCUUCAUGCUAGCUGAGGAUAUCCGCCAAAUUAUGGCCAAUCUGGGCAUCCGCAAGUUCCAGGACCUGAUUGGACGAACCGAUCUGCUGCGCAUGUCCAGCCAUCGGGGUAUCAAAGCAAGCAAUUUGGAUCUCAAGCUGCUGCUGCAGCCAGCGCUGGAGCUGCGCCCAGGCACAAACAUUGUCGGCGGCUCGGUGAAGCAGGACUUCCAAUUGGAAAAGCGUUCCGAUAAUAAGUUGAUCGAGCAGGCUCAGCAAAUCUUUAACGGCAGCCGGGACAACAUCACCAUCAACAUGGCCAUACACAACGAAGAGCGUGCGUUUGGCUCUACCCUGAGCUAUCACAUUGCCUGUAAAUAUGGCGAGGCUGGUCUGCCUGCUGGAAAGAGCAUUGAUAUCUUCCUCGAGGGCUCGGCUGGUCAGAGCUUCUGCGCCUUCUUGGCACGUGGCGUCAAUGUGACCCUUAAGGGCGAUGCCAACGAUUAUGUCGGCAAGGGCCUCUGUGGUGGCAAUGUAGUCAUCAUGCCACCAGACACCGCACCGUUCGAGUCGCAUCUGAAUGUGAUUGUGGGCAAUGUGUGCCUCUAUGGUGCCACCGAGGGCACCGCCUACUUCCGAGGCAUUGCUGCUGAGCGGUUCUGUGUGCGCAAUUCAGGCGUGACUGCCGUCGUGGAGGGUGUGGGUGAUCACGGCUGCGAAUACAUGACUGGUGGAUUGGUUGUUAUCCUUGGCUUGACUGGACGCAAUUUCGCAGCGGGCAUGUCCGGUGGCAUUGCCUAUGUCUAUGAUAUUGAUGGUUCCUUCAAGCCCAAGGUCAAUCCAGAAUCAGUUGAGCUGUUGCCGUUGCAGUUGGACGAAGAUGUGUCGCUGGUCAAGCGGCUCCUCGCUGACUUCAUCGAGAAGACCGGCUCGAAGGUGGCCAAGGAACUGCUCGAUAACUGGGCACAAGAGCAGGCGAAAUUCGUUAAGGUCUUCCCAUACGAAUACCAGAAGGCCCUAAAGGACCUGGCUGAGCAGGCGGCACAGGAGCAGCCCGCCAAGGUGGCAGCUGUUGAGAAUGGUAACGGCAAACAUGAGCCGCACAUCAAGGACAUCGAGGAAGCCAUUCAGGAUGUGGCACUGGAACAGAAGCGUGCUGACCGUGUGCUGGACAAGCUGCACGGCUUUGUCAAGUACAAGCGCGAGGCGGCUCCAUAUCGCGAUGCAGGCACCCGCCAGAAGGAUUGGGAUGAGGUCUACAAUUUCCCACAUGUGCGCAAGAACUUGAAGAUGCAGGCCGCCCGUUGCAUGGAGUGCGGUGUACCCUUCUGUCAGUCGAACUCCACGGGCUGUCCGUUGGGCAACAUCAUACCCAAGUGGAACGAUCUGGUCUUCCACGGCGAAUGGCAGGAGGCAUUGCGACAGCUGCUCCAGACCAAUAACUUCCCCGAAUUUACGGGUCGCGUCUGCCCAGCCCCCUGCGAGGGCUCCUGCGUGCUGGGCAUCUCGGAACCAGCAGUGACCAUCAAGAAUAUCGAGUGCGCCAUAAUCGAUCAUGCCUUCGAGCAGGGCUGGAUCAAGGCCGAGAUACCAGAGACGCGCACCGGCAAGCGUGUGGCCAUUGUGGGCUCCGGUCCCUCCGGCCUGGCAGCUGCUCAGCAGCUCAACCGUGCCGGACACUUUGUCACGGUCUUUGAGCGCAACGAUCGUGUCGGAGGUCUGCUGCAGUACGGCAUUCCAACCAUGAAGCUAUCCAAGGAGGUGGUCAAGCGACGCGUGGAUCUCAUGGCCGAUGAGGGCAUUGAGUUCCGUACCAAUGUGCACAUUGGCAAGGAUACUAGCGCAGAGAAGUUGGUGCAGAGCUAUGAUGCGGUGUUGUUAACCACUGGCUCCACCUGGCCGCGCGACUUGCCUUUGGCCAAUCGCGAUCUGCAGGGCAUUCACUUUGCCAUGGAGUUCCUCGAGGCGCAGCAGAAGAAACAGCUGGGCGGCAAGAAGGAGAUCAUUUCGGCUGAGGGCAAGGAUGUCAUCAUUAUUGGUGGCGGCGACACCGGUUGCGAUUGCAUUGCAACCUCAUUGCGUCAGGGUGCAAAGAGCAUUACCACAUUCGAGAUUUUGCCAGAGCCUCCAGCGAAGCGUGCCGACGACAAUCCUUGGCCACAGUGGCCCAAGGUAUUCCGUGUGGACUACGGCCAUGAGGAGGUGCGCCUCAAGUGGGGCAAAGAUCCUCGUCAAUACUGCACCACAACCAAGGAGUUUGUGGGUGAGAAUGGGCAUAUUAAGGGAGUGCACACUGUCGAGGUGGAGUGGACCAAGACAGAGACGGGCGCAUGGCGCAUGCAGGAGGUGGCAGGCUCGGAGAAAUACUUCCCAGCUGAUCUGAUUCUGCUGGCCAUGGGCUUCCUUGGGCCGGAGAAGACGGUGCCCAACGAGCUGGGUCUGGAGCUGGAUCCUCGCGGUAACAUAAAAGCAUGCAACGGACAGUAUGGAACCUCCAAUCCCAAGGUGUUCGCAGCAGGCGAUUGCCGGCGUGGUCAGUCGUUGGUGGUAUGGGCCAUUACGGAGGGUCGUCAGGCGGCGCGUCAAGUGGAUUCCUACCUAACGGGCAAACCCAGCGGCUUGCCUGGACCUGGCGGUGUCAUUAAUCCAACAGUACCCAGAUACUAAGUACCUAAAGAUGUGAUGCUGGAUGGUGAUGCGGGGUGUCUGUCUUCUGUCUGUGUGCGUGCGUCGUCCUUAGCAUAGAACAAUUCGUAUGGUUUUCAUUUUGAGAACCUAAUUAGAAUUUGUGAUUUUUAUUUUCGCGAUUUUAGUUUAGUUUACUCUAAAAAGACUUCAGUUUUUUACACUACAUAUUAAAUACCUUUUAAUUAUC